UCCCAUGCCAAUCUCUGAACGCAAAACAAACUAACACAGGUUCAUAAUAACCAACACAACGGUUUUCAAUCUCCAUAUAUAGACAGCAACCUAAUAAAACACACCGUCAAACUAAAGCAAUGUUCUAUUCGCUCUUGCGAACACAACAAUUUCCCUUAUAGUUACUUGAAGAAAAUUAACCAUAACAAUAUUAGAAACUACCAACUCAUCAUAGUUGUUUUGAGCUAAAACUCUAUUGAAUUAUAAAAAGGCUUCCUCAAUUUCUCAUACCUCAAACCAAUCGAGUUAUCAUUAUUUUGCUUAAAAUGAAGUUGCCACGGCCACUGCUGGUGGCGCUUUUGGUGCUGAGCCUGAUCGUCGUUCCUUCAAAGGCAGAUCUGGAUGACUUUUUCAACGGCUUCGGCUUUCACUUCAGACAUGGACGACAACAACAACAACAACAAGAACAACAAGAACAACAGGCUCAAGGAAAUGAUAAUCAAGACCCGCCGGGAGCCCAAGUAAACGAGCCCAGGGGUUCAUAUAUUGCUGGUGCAUACGGCAUAGGAGGAUCGCCGCCGCCACCUCAACAGACGGCUGUUCAGCCUGCAGAGCCGGCUGAUUUUAAGCCUGCACAGACGGUUAUUACUAAUAACUUAGGUGGUCUGUCGGUGGGGUUCUACGAUAGAAGUUGCCCUAAUGCAGAGAAGAUUGUGGCUGAUUGGUUGGCAGAACUUAUAAAGACAAAUCCAUCUGCACCUGCUAACUUUAUUCGUCUUGCAUUCCAUGAUUGUGCUGUUGGUGGUUGUGAUGCCUCGAUCUUGCUAGACUCCAUUGGGCAAGGAGAUAAAGUGGAGAAGGGUUCAAUCUUCAACGGAAUGAGCCUCAAAGGUGCCGAUCUGAUCGACGACCUAAAAAUGAGAUUGGAGGAAGAGUGUCCACAGACAGUGUCAUGUGCAGAUGCGAUUGCUUUUACAGCCAACGAGGCGAUGGCAAUAGCUGGGGGAGUCCGCCAGCGUCCUCUAGGAGGACGCAGGGACGCCCUCAACUCCCUGGCUACCCUGGCAGAUCAGAACCUGGCCUCGCCAACUGCCACGAUAGACCAGAUGUCCGCAAUCUUUAAGAGGCUAGGUUUCAAUCAAGAGGAAAUGGUGGUGCUCUUGGGUGCACACUCCGUUGGUACAGCACACUGUGAUCUUUUCAUGGAUAGGGUUUACAACUUCAGAAACACGCAGAAGCCUGAUCCAGUGCUUCCAUUGCCAUAUGUGGAAGAUUUGAGGAGACUUUGCGCUAAUCCUGGAACACCACAAUUCAGGAACCCUAAUGUGAACUUUGAUGAAACGCCUUAUGCAUUGGACAACCGCUACUUCAAGAACCUUGUACAGAACAAGGCUUUGUUGCUGUCGGAUUCUUCGUUAAAAGAUGAUCCUAGGACGGGUCCCACCGUGAGACAGAUGGCGGAAAAUGAUACGUUGUUCCCAAAGAGGUUUGCUGAGUUGUUCACUAAGAUGACUACUUUUAAUGUGCUCACUGGUCUUCUUGGAGAAGUUAGGAAGACUUGUAGGUCCACUAAUAAUUGAUUAUUACUAUUAUAGUAUUAUAUUACUAUUAUUAUUGUUGUUGUAAUUAUUAUUCAUAUUCUUGUUAAAGUAUGUGUGUAUGUUAAUGAUAACUUCUAUCAACAGGAAAGAAAAAUCGAUAUAUAAAGAUGCCUUUUGACUAUGAA
This is a messenger RNA of Arachis ipaensis, 1705 nucleotides long. Its product is annotated as peroxidase C1C-like. Gene Ontology annotation, molecular function: heme binding; peroxidase activity. Lineage: Eukaryota; Viridiplantae; Streptophyta; Magnoliopsida; Fabales; Fabaceae. Gene Ontology annotation, biological process: response to oxidative stress; hydrogen peroxide catabolic process. The record is from RefSeq and is a predicted model, not a curated record.